Molecule: messenger RNA, 2091 nt
Organism: Schizophyllum commune H4-8
Lineage: Eukaryota; Fungi; Basidiomycota; Agaricomycetes; Agaricales; Schizophyllaceae
Product: TRP-domain-containing protein
Exons: 4
Coding region: 1-2091 (696 amino acids)
Biological process (GO): fungal-type cell wall biogenesis; transmembrane transport
Source: RefSeq, a predicted model, not a curated record
AUGUCCUUGCUCUCCAGGUUGUGGGCACUAGCUCUCUCACUAUCCCUUAUUCCUCUCGCAUCCGCACGCCAUGAAUCCCUCUUCACAUCAUCCGUCUCGUACUGCGACGACCCUGUCGCCCUCAACGUGCAGCAGUUCGACAUUGAAUACAUCGCGCACAACUCGACAAUAUUUUUCAAUGUCUCUGCAAGCACAGUUGAGGAGAACCUGUACGCAUCGGCAAAUCUCCUGGUCAACGCAUAUGGCAUGAAGCCCAUAAACAUUACGAUCGACCUCUGCGACGUCCUUGGUGGUGCCCUCUGCCCAUUACCCCAAUACAACUUCGUCGGCUGGGAUUGGCUCUCUCUUCCGGAGGAGCUCAAUAUCAACGACAAACUUCCGGGCAUCGCCUUCAAAGUGCCUGACCUCGAAGGCUACGCGCAGCUCCAGCUCAUAGAGCGCGACACCAACGAGGUCAAGGCAUGCGUCCAAGCCACCCUGUCGAACGGCUGGUCGAUGUAUCAGGUGGCCGUGGAGUGGGGGACUGCGGGCCUCACGCUCUUCGCACUCCUCUCCGCCCUCCUGCAAUCUUGGGCCUCAACAUCACUCGCCGCCGUGCGCCUCCUAGACCUCAUCUAUCUAUUCCAAGUCAUUGUCUCCAUCGGACUCCUCAACCUAAAUUAUCCGGUUGUCUACCGUUCCUUUGCCCUCAACUUCGCCUGGGCCGUCGGGUUGUUUGCGGGCUCGAGCUCCCAUUCAGUCCAGGCGUCAAUAGACAGCAUGCGUCACAAGACUGGCGGCAAGAUGGCGGACUCUAGCACUGGCAGCGCGAUUAGCCUCGUCAACCGCGCGCUCAGUCCGUACAACGAGAUGGCCACUGUGGGUUCAGCGGAUGCGUCCGGCAGCUCCGGCACAUCCCUCUCCACCUCCAACUUCGGCAGCUUCCUCGCACUACCAAGAUCAUUGGCUGUCACUGCGGUCAACCACUUCAAGCGGUCGACCGCUGGCGACGUGCAGACCGUCACGGCCAAUUCCGCGAAUGUGCUCACUGGAGGCAUACCCAUCUACGUCAACUCGAUGCACGUCGGCACUGCCAACGCGUUCAUGACUGUAUUUAUUUCUGUACUCAUCCUCGCUGCCAUCGCCCUCGGCGUCUUCGCCCUGGUGUACGGCAUCCUCCUCCUACUAUCGCGCUCUAAUUCAACAUGGGCAACACGUCAUCAGGAGAUGUUCCCCUUGUGGGCACGCGCAUGGGGCCUUCGCCUGGGUCUUAUCGUCUUCUUCCCUGUGUUGAUCUUCGCGUUCAACCAGUGGACGUUGAAGGACUCGUGGCUAUCCAUCCUGCUGUCUGUCAUUCUGUUGCUCAUCGUUCUCGCGGGUGUCUGCUUCACCGUGUUCUCCACGCUUCGCAUCGCCAAACACUCCCGUCCUUCAGCGCUAUACUCGACACCACAACACGCGCAGAGCCUGGGCCCGCUGUAUAGUCCAUAUCGCGAACCCCGGUUUUACUUCUUCCUCAUCGUUCUCUCCAUCAUCGUGAUCAAGGCUAUCUUCAUCGCGUUCGCGCAUGCAAGUGGCCCGGCACAGAUCGGCGCUUUGUUGGGCGUGGAGAUCAUCUACUUCGUCGCGUUGUGCGCUCUCAAGCCGCACCCGACGCGUGGCUCCGACGUGCUUGCAGGCUACCUGUCGCUAUCUCGUAUAGUGGGCACCGGCUUGCUCAUCGCCUUCGUCGAGUCCAUGAACGUCGCCGCUAUCCCGCGUGUGGUCAUCGGCAUCAUCAUCGCCCUCAUCUUCAGUGUGGCGACUGUGGUCAUGGCCAUCAACAUCUUCCUGCACGCCAUCGUCUACAGCCGCUUCUGGAGACGCGAGCAAACCGCGGAGGACCAGGCGACGUUGAGGGAAGACAGCAUACCCAAAGAGCAGGUGUACGUCGACUCCGAGAAGGGUGUAGAGUCCAGCUCCCCUUCGGCGACCUCACCAUCAACGUCCGGGUGGCGACCAUCUACCGAGCAGGCCCCAACGCACGCGCGGUACCAUUCCUCGUCGACUAUGUAUGGCAGGCAGUCAUACGACCACGAUUCCACCACCGGGCUGCGUACCACCCACGCAUAA